AUGUCUUCAACGAUGAUCAUCAGUCGGCGAGAAUGUUUCGCAAAAGCUCUCUAUGUAGAGGUCAUUUUAGACAUGACGAAGGGAACCUUGUCUUGUGCGGAGGAUCUCCAGGCUUUUAAAUCCAUCUUUGAGUGGUUGUUGAAUGGAAUGAUCAAUGAGGACGAAUUUCAAGUAUUGAUUUUGAAAUGGAUAAAACAAAGUAUUCAUUCGGGGGCUGUAUCAUCCCGACCGAAAUCUACUCUAAGCGAGCAAGAAUGGAUGCACUCCAUAUCAUCUUAUUCGGAAUAUCAGUUGGAUGUGUUGCUGGGUUUAUUGGUAAAAAUUCAAAACGUUGAGUUGAUAGAGAAAUGGAAUAUUUCCGACGAAUGGAUUAAGUCAGUGGAACACUUAUUCUUCUUACUCGAUACUGACAACAAAACUUUGUUGUCAGUGGAAGAAAUAUUAAUUCUAUUAAUUGUGAUUUCAAGCGACAGCGCUGACAGGGAACAAAAGAGACCUGAAUAUUUGCUGAAACAAACAUUUGAAAUUAUGAGAGAAUGCAAAGCUUACAAUGGAUUUAUUACGCUCAGAAGAUUCAAAGAAUAUUUUCAUACAAAUUGCUUAGAGAGAGAUAUGAUUGAAUCAUCUGUUGUACUCAUUGAAAGGGAUGUGGCUGAUCUGAAUUUGACAAGCAAAAAUUCAAGUAAUGGUUACCAUCAGCUUUUAAUACCAUUUCUGUGGAGAGAGGCUGUUGCUGAAUCAAAAGAGUAUUUUUCUAACGGGGAAGGCUAUGAUCAUUAUAAAACCAAACGAAAACCCUUCGACCCCAAGUCUGACCCUCUUUUUGCCAUUUUUGACAAAGUUCUUUCCUGCUUUUCCAACCUUAUUAUUCGUACCGUUGCAUGCUUUGAAAGUGUAGGCGAAAAGCAUGCAAGAAUAGACACCACGACACAAACUCCAACUUUGCCAAAUAAUAAUACGUUAACGAUCACAAAUCCACUAGUCAAAAGCAAUUCUCAUUCCAAAUCGACACCUCAUGAACCAAAAGAAAGCAAAACUCUCUCUUCCUUCACUCCCACCAAGAAAUUGCAAGAGGUGAAAGAUUUGAAAAUAGUGGGAGAGCUCAAUAUCAAACUUCCUUUUGAUGUUGACAAAAUGAUUAGAAAUGCAGAAUGGGUAGACAUUAAGCCGUCUUCAGUUAUGGAGAUAGCAUUCCUUCCUUCAAAAAGUACAUCGUUUUCAACACGAACAAUCCCGCCUGCAACAGAAGAAAUUAGCAAAAAACCAGUUCCAUCCAUCCCUGAAGUGAAUACCUUGGAAGAAAACACAGGAAAGAACGAAGCCCCGUCACUAAAAGAUAACGAGAAAGAAGCACAUAAAGACCAAAAGGACGAACAUCCAGCCCAACCUACUUCAAACAAUUUAACCUCAAAUUCAGCAAAUGAUGAACACCUGAGACCACCUUCAUUGCAUCUCUCAGAACAAGAAAUUGAGGAAGAAGUUGACAAAUUUAUUUCAGCUUACGCAUCUACUCCUAGGUCGGAAAGACAACCAACAUUUUCAGAAGAGGACACCAUUCACUUUCAUUAUUUGCUGAAACAGAAAGCAGGUCUUCGGUCAUUUAACUUGGGAUCUCCGUUUGAGAAGGACUGUUCUUUUUCUGACAAAAAGCAAGACAAUAGCGAAAAAGAGGCAAACACUCCCAAGACAACAGUCCCCACCAUUUCAUCCAAUCCAAACAAUAUUACAUCCUUAGAAUUUCUUUCCCAGCCGAAAGAGUAUGAGCCGGACGUGAUAUUUAUGAGCAAUGAAGAUGCAUCGUUGCUUUCUCCGAUACCUGUGGUGACAUUACCAAAAAAGAAGGCAGGAAAGAGUGCAUCAGGUUCGUUUGGAUCUCCCAAGCCGUCACCAAGAAUUAUCAGCUCAAACACACCCACCCAAUCUCACCUCACUGCCACACCUCGAGAAUCGCUCAGUGUCAUCCUUACGAAUGCACUCCAAGAUACCUCAAAAAUUCUCAAGAAUGAUCUCGAAUAUUCACCAUCAAAAACCAUAUCUGUCAAAUUGGCUGACUUUAUUUCUACAACUGAGAGAAUUCCCUCCAAAGAUGUCACACGUAAUGAAAAGAAACCUUCGCUCGUCAAAAAACCAUCAACUCUCAGUUCAAAGCCAAUAAUUAUUUCAAAGCAUUCAUCCAAACCAAAAAUUGUUGAGGAUACAUUGUUACGGACCACUAGCAGCAAGUCAGCUCCUUCCGCAAAACAAAAGACUAUUAGCAAAAAUUCAUUCACUUCGUCUUCAAAGAAUACUUGGAGGUAA
Messenger RNA from Naegleria fowleri, 2298 nucleotides. RefSeq lists its product as uncharacterized. The transcript has 4 exons. The record is from RefSeq and is a predicted model, not a curated record. NCBI's taxonomy places the organism in Eukaryota, Heterolobosea, Eutetramitea, Acrasida, Naegleriidae. The coding region runs from base 1 to 2298 and encodes 765 amino acids.